Molecule: messenger RNA, 804 nt
Organism: Ostreococcus tauri
Lineage: Eukaryota; Viridiplantae; Chlorophyta; Mamiellophyceae; Mamiellales; Bathycoccaceae
Product: unnamed product
Exons: 1
Coding region: 1-804 (267 amino acids)
Source: RefSeq, a predicted model, not a curated record
AUGUCCCUCGAUCCCGAACGCGCGUCCGCGGAUGUCGCCGCGUCGUGUUCGCGAGCGCGCUCGCGUCAGGCUCGAGCGAUGCUCGAAGAGUUCUUUUACCCCGUCGCCGAGGGAGCGAAGACGGAGAUCGCCGCGACGUGCCCGUUCAGUCGCAUCCGGGACGUGUUCUACGAGCACGAGCGGCACAAGGAGCGCGUGCGGCACUCGAAACAAUACUGGCGGUCGCUGUACAGCGGGAAGGUGUUCAAGAGCGAGUAUUACGUAGAUAAACAUAUGGAGAGACGACACGGCGACAAGAUCCCUCCGGGGGCAAACGUGUGCCUGGCGGAUCACUGCGAGGUGCUUCAGUGCGACAGGCACGCGUCGUACAUGAACGGGGAGCGAGGAAAGUUGGUGCGUUGCGAUGCGGCGCACAUGGCGGAUGUUCAGGCUGAGUGUCGGAAAAUGUUGAAGUCUUGUUUUCCGCACGAGAGCGGCCGUGCCGCGGAGAGGUCGCGCAAGGUUCACGAUUAUUUAAACAAGUAUUACUGCGACCAGCUCACGUGUGUGGGCGUCGGCGGGGUUUUCGAAUUGAUGAGCACUCAUCACGAAACCGCCGGCGCGAGCUAUUACGUCUCCUUGGGAUUCGUUAUGCUGCUCGUCGCGCUGUAUUACUUUUUGGUGUAUUCAUGGGUGAACGGUCGAGGCGUGAGUCUGGACGUCAAGCGCGCGCAUCGACGCGCGCGCGCGUCGUGGAUUGAUUAUUUCCCGCGUGCGCUAAUCACGUUUCUCAAAAUUGAAAAGCGAAAACGCAAAGCGUACUGA